This is a messenger RNA of Penicillium lagena, 1218 nucleotides long. RefSeq lists its product as uncharacterized. Lineage: Eukaryota; Fungi; Ascomycota; Eurotiomycetes; Eurotiales; Aspergillaceae. Gene Ontology annotation, cellular component: Smc5-Smc6 complex; nucleus. The transcript has a single exon. The record is from RefSeq and is a predicted model, not a curated record. Bases 1 to 1218 code for a protein of 405 amino acids. Gene Ontology annotation, biological process: DNA repair.
AUGGCACGUCUCGCCGGGACUCAGCUCGACGAACCACCCAUCAGUUCAAGCCCCUCCUCAUCACCAGGGCGAUCUUCUGAUAAGGAGAAUCAUCGCCAAAGUGUCAACAAAAGAACCGCGAUGCCACCUCCAAGCUCAGCAAAUAAACGGCGACGCCUCACCGAUCACGACCCGAACAUCCAGUCGCAGAUGCCAAUGUCGCAACGCAACGUCCAGAACAGGUACUACGAUCCAGACCAGGAUGCGGGUGAGCGAAGGAAGAUUCGGAAAGGACUGAGAGAUCUGACGCGAGAACUUAACGGUAAAUUCACCUCCUCUGGGCGCGGAGGGCCUCCUGCUGACCGUCUCCAUCAAGACUCGCGAUCGGAAUAUAUGCAAGCCGGAAAUGAUGGCCUCUAUAAGACGAUCACCAAAGCCAACGAGAUUUUCGUCGGAGUUAAGCAGACUUCCGACGCGACGAUCGACUCUCGCCUCCUAGUCAACGCGGCCGAUCUCUCCCACAAAAAGACCGCCCAGGUCGCUCUCGGGGACGCGACGGCCGGUAUCGAUGUUGAUGAAUUCGUUUCCAAAUGUAUCUCGUUCAUGCGUCAAGGUGAGGCAUCCACUCUCUCUCCGUCCCAGGGUACCCAGCGCCGCCGACCGCGUCAAAGCCAAAGAGACCCCGAUGCGAGCGACGAGGAGGAUGCAGGAGACGCGAUGAAUUGGGACUGGCUGGGUCGACACGCGUGCGUACCGUAUAGUGCGCGACCGGCCGUGUCAGGGUGGUUGUUGGGCCCAUUAUCCGUGCAAAAGCGCGCGCGCCAAUUGACCCAGCGGCGAGCGCACGAGCAGAUUGAUCCAUCACUGGCUGUACAACCCAACGAGCUUAGGCAGCAGGAUCUCGGGGAUCAGGAAAACGUCAAUCUCGCCUCCAUGUGCUCGACAAUCAACAAACUGCUUGCGGACAUACUGAAGGAGCGCAACAAAGCUGCUUCCGACGAGCUGGUUGAGAUGCUGGCUAAGACAGGGCAACCUGAACCUAGUUUCGAGCAGGUCAAGGAAGCGGCGGCCAAUCAUGGAAUCACCGAUGAUGGCGGCCUGAAUCUCUUCCACGUCUGUAUUAAUCCCCGCUCCUUCGGGCAAAGCGUUGAAAAUUUGUUCUACGUCAGCUUCCUUGUUCGCGAUGGGAAUAUCGGUCUGCAGGUGGACAGUCGCCAAAUUCCGAGUCUUCGUGAGUAG